AUGCUCAACCACGACAAGAAGGAAGAAGAAGCAGCACUUGAAGUUCAUCAGUUUUGGAUCCCCAUAAAAGUCAAGUGUUCACCAGACUUUAAGAUCGUUCUGUGCUCUAUGUAUACUCCAAAAUUCGUGUUGCUUGAAUAAACUUCCUCGUUGCCGUUCACCCUGUGGAAGAGCAAGAAAAGAGUGUACCCUCUAAUGCCUCAGUAUGGCGUCUCGUGGCCCGAGUUAGAGAUGCGAGAAAAACAGCAACAACACAAGGGUCCACAAAGUUGGCAGUGUCACCAUCUGGUAAAAUCUCUAACAAAUGAAGGAAAUGCGAAAUUAUCAAGAUUUUCAUGUGUAAAAACAUUAGAUAUAAUUUAACUUACAUUCAUAACAUGUUGUCAUAUCGCGUGAUUUUUUUUUAUCUCAGCGCGGGCACCAAUUUUGAGCAAGCGUAGUUAAGAAAUGAGAGAGAGAAAAAUGAGAGCCGUGGUUUUGUUGACUUCUAUAGUCAACGGCUGAGGUCGCACUACGGUUUGCCUCUAGAAUAACAGCGUUAUAAACUUAUAACCUCAUUGUUACACUAAACCUACUGCUUAAAGGUUCGCAUUUCCUUUGUAUAAGAAUUGAUUUUUUUGACUUGAUAAUUUAUGGGUGAUGAACAUGAGAUUUAUAAAUAAAACAUCAUGCCGGAUCAACGCGUUCUCGUGGUAAGUUUAGUUGUAAUUUCUAUUUUAUAUUUAUUUCUUAUUUAUGAAGUGGAGACUUUUUGCUCCCCAUGCCUUGAUUGUGAAGCAUGCUUUACAAUUACGUCGUGUGUUCAUUCGGAAAGGACAGCCCUUAUGUUUACCUUUAGGUCCUUCAGGGUUAGGCAAAUGCAAAGAUUGGCUCACUGGAGUGGGCCUAUCUGCGGCAACAACCCUGGUUCACCGAGAUGUUAAAUAA
Porites lobata is the source of this 927-nucleotide messenger RNA. Lineage: Eukaryota; Metazoa; Cnidaria; Anthozoa; Scleractinia; Poritidae. The record is from the annotation of a GenBank genome assembly.